CAAUACAAACACAUGAUCCAACGGUGAAUAGUAGCCUUCUUCCCGCCAAAACGCGAACCCUAAUAAAGCGCGUUACGCACUGUGCCGCGUGGAACGAACUAUGGAAUUCAAGUUAAGCGAUAACGCUCUCAAAACCUUUGCGCGAUGCAUCACUUGUCUCGCACGCAUCGGAAACGAGCUUGCCAUUCAAGCCUCUUCCUCUCAGCUUCUUUUCCACACUAUUAAUUCUUCGCGUUCGGCCUACGAAUGCAUCGCUUUCAAUCCUGACUUCUUUGACGCGUAUACUGUUUCUGGUAAUUCCGUGCAAUGUAGUGUGCUUCUGAAGGCUGUUUGUGCUGUUCUAAGGACACCUAUUACGAAUAUUGAUCAUUUGACUGUGAUACUGCCUGAUCCAGAUGCUCCCAAAGUGCGGUGGAUUUUGGAUUGCUAUAAUGGUAUGAGAAAAAGCUAUUGGAUUACUUGCAAUGUAGAACCUGACAUACAACACUUGUCCCUUGAUAGGCAAAAAUUUCCCAGCAACUUUGUUGUGAGGCCUCGAGAUCUGAACAGGUUACUUGCUAAUUUUCAGUCCUCUCUUCAAGAGAUCACUAUCAUUGCAACAGAACCUUCUGCUCUACCUCUUGAUGGUGCAAAUGAAAUUGGUGGAAAGGCUGUUGAACUUCGAAGUUAUAUGGACCCAACCAAAGACAAUGAUACAUUGCUGCACACCCAACUAUGGAUAGAUCCUAAAGCAGAAUUUUUGCAGUAUGUUCAUACUGGAGAUCCAAUAGAUGUGACUUUCAGUGUAAAAGAAUUGAAGGCAUUUCUUUCAUUUUGUGAGGGCUGUGAAGUUGACAUCCAUUUACAUUUCGAGAAAGCUGGCGAACCUGUUCUUUUGGCGCCUAAGUUCGGUUUGGAAGAUGGGUCUCACUCAAAUUUUGAUGCAACCCUUGUGCUGGCAACCAUGUUAAUAUCUCAGCUUCAUGAAGGGGCUGUCUCAGAACCUCCUGCGGGGGCCACCAGAGCACAUUCUCAUACUGAAGAAAGAAAUGCAUCUUACAUGCAGCAAGAGAACUGUAGAGCAAAUGCAUCAUCAGAGCUUCCAUCUGAUCACACCCGUAUUUGGUCGGACCUCUCAGCAAGUGUGUUUAAAAGCAUUAGUCCUUUGGAAGAGCGGCAGGCACAAGGAGAAACCGUUUUUAAUGAUGAUGGUGGAAGAGAAAUUCAAAGAAUUAGAACAAUGCAAAUUUCUAGAGUGGCAUCAGUUGCAGGAAAUAAUCCCAUUGACUCCAAUUUACCAACUGAAUUGAAUCAUGGACCAGAGACUCAAGAUGUGCUGCGAGAUAAUGUUCAAGCAAUUUCACAACAUCACCGCAGUAAUUGGAUUGAGGCUGAAGAGGAUGAUGAAGACGAAGAGGAGGAAAAUGAGCAGUGCAUUCAGUCAACACCGCCAUACUAUGAAGAGCAUUAAUUUAGACAACUCUACUGUAAUGGUUCUCCUUUAUCUCGACUACCUGCUUGUGGUGAUUCUCCUAGGUUGCCUUGUCUUUUGAAGUUUUUUCUAAUUGAUCCAGUAAUCCAUCAUUUAAAAUGAUAGAAUAGCCAUAUAUUGUUGACUUUCUUGUAUAUAUUAUACUAUUUAACCUGCACAAAGGCCUAGUUUCUUACUGAUAAUUAGUCUACCUGUUUCGCUUCGCUUAAAACAUAGGGGAUACAGUAUAUGUUCUGACAAGCUUCCUGUAUUCCCCCAUUAGUCUGUUCUUGAUCCUACUAUGUACCCCAGAACUCUUACCCUGAUCAAUGGACAAAUGGACGAUGAUCGCAUUUUUAAAGGGUUCAUUGAUCGAAGUCUUGACCGUUCAUGUCACCUGAUAAUACAGAAAAAAAGUUAAGGAAACGUGGUAUAAUGAAGAGAUAAAUGUUGUGAUCCGACCAU
This is a messenger RNA of Vigna unguiculata (cowpea), 1915 nucleotides long. It is a transcript of the gene RAD9, whose product is annotated as cell cycle checkpoint control protein family. The record is from RefSeq and is a predicted model, not a curated record. Gene Ontology annotation, biological process: DNA replication checkpoint signaling; DNA repair; mitotic intra-S DNA damage checkpoint signaling. Lineage: Eukaryota; Viridiplantae; Streptophyta; Magnoliopsida; Fabales; Fabaceae. Gene Ontology annotation, cellular component: checkpoint clamp complex.